Molecule: messenger RNA, 1331 nt
Organism: Serpula lacrymans var. lacrymans S7.9
Lineage: Eukaryota; Fungi; Basidiomycota; Agaricomycetes; Boletales; Serpulaceae
Exons: 4
Coding region: 25-1074 (349 amino acids)
Biological process (GO): tRNA processing; intronic box C/D snoRNA processing; nuclear-transcribed mRNA catabolic process, RNase MRP-dependent
Cellular component (GO): ribonuclease MRP complex; nucleolar ribonuclease P complex; cytosol
Molecular function (GO): ribonuclease MRP activity
Source: RefSeq, a predicted model, not a curated record
AGCCACCGUCUGCUUUCUGCACUCAUGUCCGAUAAAACUGCACGGACGCAUACUCACGUCUCCAACCGUGCAAAAAAUAGAGCAACUGUCGAACGCAAGCCAGUCUUCAAAAGCGUCCUAGAUAAUCCCUUUCACGUUCGCUGGCCUUCCAUUCCCGUGAAUCUGCAAAACCUGUGUUUGGCACGCCUCGUUUCGAUUCUAGACGGUGUCUCUGAGUCCAGGCGCUCUCGGAACUUGAAUGCGCUAGAACAAUCGAAAAAAAAACUCAGCAGUCGAAAAAAAGGUCUGGAAGAAAAAGGCCAUGAACUUGCUGUAUCUCUCGACUCAGGAAUAGAUCCAGGUCAUACAGCUUUUCCGCCAUCCGGAGGAGAAGGACCUGUCACCCCCAGUACCGUGCCGAUUACUGCACCAGACGGUAAAAAAUGUCCUACUAUCCUUCAGCAUCUUUCUAUUGGUAUCAAUGAAGUAACUCGGAAGCUUGAAGCCCAAGUGCAAGCUUCUCGAAAUUUUAUCACUUUGUCAUCCUCCGACACUGCUUUACCUCCACAAGUUGUCCCGUCGCAUAUCGCAUGGGUUUUUAUCUGUCGGACCGACAUUGACCCUCCAAUCCUCAUUGACCACAUUCCUCAUCUAGUAGCAGCAUGCAACGCUGCUCUUCUUCACGCUUCCGCCAAAAGGAACUUCAGCCCCAUUAGAUUGGUCACACUGCCGAAGGGUUCCGAACUGUCAUUAGCUACAGCAUUGGGCCUGAGAAGGGCCGCCGCGUUGGCUGUGGAUUGUCAUGCUCCAGGGUUAGCGAUACUAGAAGAUGUCAUACCUUCCGUUGAUAUCGUCAGCGCUCCUUGGCUAGUGCCUCAUGGCACUCACAGACAGCUAAUUCCUACUCAUAUUAAACAAACGCGUACUUCUGCUCCAAAAGAUAUGAAGGCCGCUAAGGAGCACAGGGCGAUAGCUAGGACCGCGGCCAAAGCUGAGGCCAAGAAAAGAAGGCAAGCGUCUGCUCUACAAGAUAAGCAAAAGAAGGUCGUUUUGUCCACUCCAGUCGACAUCGUAGCAGACGCUGAAGGGGAUUGAGCUUCAUAAAGAUAACUUCUUUAGAAGAGUUCAUUGCCUUAACUGAUGUUAUCAUCAUAAUCAAUGUGGGACCUCUUACGCUAAUAUAAUACAGUAGGUCCACGAGAUGCCCAUGCUCGUAGAUAACCGAAGAAGAGGUUUGGGAUACUAUAAGGAAUUGCGGAAUUGCUCAGACAACCUUGCAUCCGCAUAGACCUUCGAGUGCACACAUUCUAGUUUUACAUGUUAUCAUGAUGAAGUCUACUAUGAAAACUGCU